CUUGCUGGACUUCGCGACAAUUUUCCGAUCAUCGUCUGAAAGUGCUCUUGGAAGGCAUGCAAAGAUGAGUGUCCCACGCGCGAGGUUACUGGACCUCAUGAAGGCUCAAUGUGAAGUCUUUGCGGCAACUUUCAACCCUGAGGGAGUGCGGACGGGAAACAAGAUCCUGCGCCAACGUCUGAAGGGACCUUCCCUCGCAUCCUACUACCCUCGCAAGGUCCUUACCGUCCAGGACGUCCAGAGAGAGUUCGGUCCUGAGCUCACAACGCUCGACUUGGAGGAGCUGGACCGUACGGAGCACAUUGCUGGUCUGAAGGCUAGAGGAAAGGGUGCACCCAAGAAGAAGAAGGCGAAGACUGAGGGGAAGAAGAAGAGAUAAGCGCGUUUUCGCUAGACUGUUUGUACGAUACGAUGUGCAACUACCGAACGAACCACCCGACCCAUGCCCGCCGAAUUACCCUUUAGACCGAGCCGCACGGGUAGAUGCUGUUCUGCCCCCCGAAUCAAUGCGAUGAUACGAUGCGACAAUCUUCGUAUGGCAAUUUGGCAUCUGAGGAACCACGAAGUUCGUCGGAAGAGAGUGCCGUGGUUGGCGACAAUGAUGGGGCUGAGAAGGAUGUCUGUAGAUAUCCAGUGUAAAAACAACAAGGACUAUAUCAUGCCACAAGUUAAAAACCUGGUAUGGGAC
Molecule: messenger RNA, 688 nt
Organism: Colletotrichum destructivum
Lineage: Eukaryota; Fungi; Ascomycota; Sordariomycetes; Glomerellales; Glomerellaceae
Product: Putative small ribosomal subunit protein mS33
Exons: 4
Coding region: 65-379 (104 amino acids)
Cellular component (GO): mitochondrion
Source: RefSeq, a predicted model, not a curated record